Mercurialis annua (annual mercury) is the source of this 2890-nucleotide messenger RNA. Its product is annotated as auxin response factor 2B-like. The record is from RefSeq and is a predicted model, not a curated record. NCBI's taxonomy places the organism in Eukaryota, Viridiplantae, Streptophyta, Magnoliopsida, Malpighiales, Euphorbiaceae. The coding region runs from base 530 to 2707 and encodes 725 amino acids. The transcript is spliced from 15 exons. Gene Ontology annotation, molecular function: protein binding; DNA binding. Gene Ontology annotation, cellular component: nucleus. Gene Ontology annotation, biological process: response to hormone; regulation of DNA-templated transcription.
GAAUAUGGAGGGGCGGAGAAAGCCAAAAGGAAAGGAAGAAGACGAAAAGAAACAUAGAAAGAAACGGUAAAGACAGUUAGCAAUCAUCGCCGACGAUGGCCUCUCCAUUCCAUGCCAACCCAACAACGACAGUGACCCACAUCAUGAUUAAAUAGUACGUGCACUCUACAUUUACAAUCCCGAGUCCUCACACUACAUUCACUGCAUCAAACUUCUAGCUAAUAGUCAUAGCUAGACUGAAAAACCAGUACUCCUAAGCCUUAACCUUAACCCCCCCUUACACAAACACACACAGCACAGACACGUUUAUCCCGUCCCCCACGUCUCUUCAAUCAGGCUUGCUUAAUUCUUCUGCCGCUGAACUAGCAGAAUAGUGGUUUAUGAGGAUAAAACAAAUAAACAAAGUUGACGAAUGAAUGUUAGUUGGGUACAUUUUACAGUUGCAUGUUAUUUGAGUGGACUGCGAGACACCUGAGUGAUUCGUCGUCGUCGUCAUCAUCAUCAUCAUCAAAGAAUUAAGGAGAGGGAAAUGGGCAAGGGAAAUAGAAGUAAAGUUGGUCAUCGUGAAGCAAAAGGAUCAAACAAUGCUGCGACCAAAUCAAGAAAGUGUGGCAGGGACACCUUGCCUCCUAACCACCAUCAUGUUGACAAGGAUGACUUAUACAAGGAAUUAUGGCAGGCAUGUGCCGGCCCUCUUGUUUAUGUUCCUCAGGCUGGGGAGAGGGUUGUCUACUUUCCCCAGGGGCACAUGGAACAGGUAGAGGCAUUCAUGAACCUAGAUACUAAAACCGAAAUGCCUCCCUACAAUUUACCUUCGAAGAUCUUCUGCAGGGUUCUUAAUGUGCAACUGAAGGCGGAAGCUGGAACAGACGAGGUGUUUGCCCAAAUAACUUUGCUUCCAGAGGCGAAGCAAGAAAUAGUAAGCUUAUUGGACGGAAAUUCUCUGACUUUGUCUCGCAAAACUUGUACUCGAUCCUUCAGCAAGAAACUCACAUCAUCUGACACGAGCACACAUGGAGGAUUCUCUGUUCUAAAGCGGCAUGCAGAGGAGUGCCUUCCAUCCAUGGAUAUGUCUGGAGAGCCCCCAGAACAAAAGCUUUAUGCAAAAGACGUGCAUGGUUACGACUGGUGCUUCCGACAUGUAUUUCGGGGUCAGCCAAAGAGGCACUUGCUAACUACUGGUUGGAGCACAUUUGUUACUUCAAAAAAACUUCUUCCGGGGGAUGCUUUUAUCUUCCUUAGGGGAGAAAAUGAAGAACUUCGCAUAGGGGUCCGUCGUGCAAUGAAACAACAGAACAAUGCAUCAACCAGUGUCAUCUCAGCUUGUAGCAUGCAGCAUGGUAUAUUGGCUACGGCUGUCCAUGCCAUCAACACUGGGACCAUGUUUAUGGUGUACUUCCAUCCGUGGACAAGUCCCACGGAAUUCAUCAUUCCUCUUGAUCAGUACUUGGAGUCGGCAGAAAUUGACUAUUCUGUUGGGACAAGGUUCAGAAUGCUGUUUGAAGGAGAAGAGUGUUCAGAACAGAGGAUUGACAGCUUUGAAGGCAGCAUCAUUAGCAGUGAAGACGUUGAUCAAUUUCGGUGGCCCAAUUCAGAAUGGAGAAGUCUUAAGGUAAAAUGGGACGACACGUCUGAAGGACUUACACGUCCGGAUAGAGUUUCUCCUUGGACAGUUGAACCAAUAGAACCCAUAAAGAAACAUACUUCUCCUCUACACCCAUCAAAGAAGGCGCGUUCUAUAGAUGCAUCACUGUCUGGGUUUCCCAGCAUGAUCAAAGCCGGCAUUUUGCAUGGCCCAGUUGAAAAUGCAACCCCAAAUCUCUUGGGGGUCUUGCAAGGUCAAGAAAAGAGGGACACUUGUGUUAACAGAUUUGGCGCACAUGAAACUUCGAUACUCUCACAAUUGAUUCCUCAAAAUACUGAACCAAAUAACAAAACGUUAGGGUUGGAGAAUCAGUUGUGCUCUGCAAUGCAUGGCGCGUUUCAUCCUUGUCCUAGUGGUACAAUAUUAUUUUCUGGUGGAAACUUAACAAUCUCGGAUCUUCGUAAUGGCUGUCGCCCUCCCCUCAGCUCUUAUGGGAUUCCUGAAAAUGCCAUAGUAGGCACAAAAUUUUCUAUUCUGAAUGUCAACUCUUGCGAUUCGGGGUCUCAAGGUUCAAGAACUUUGAAACUGAAGGACGCAAACGAAAUUCCACACGCUCCACCAAAAGGUGGCGGCAGGUACAAGCUUUUCGGAGUUGAUUUAGAUAAAAAUCCACCGGAGCUCCCUUCAUCACAAGUUUCUACUUAUAGUGAUCAUGAAAGUCUCUUUUCUCCCUCUCCAAUGUCCCAAUCCAGCGUUUCCGAGCCAUCUAAGAGUACAUCUGCAGCCACUAACUCAGACAGUCAAUGCAAGAACUGUUCUGCCACUGAUCUGUCUUGCACAAAGGUGCUUAAAUAUGGAGCUGCUGGAAGAUUAAUCGACCUUACCAGGUUUAACGGGUAUGGCGAACUGAUUCGUGAACUGGAUCAGAUAUUCGACUUCAAUGGAAGUUUAAUUGACGAGAGAACAGGUUGGCAGGUAACAUACGAUGACGAAGGGGAUUUGAUGCUGGUUGGAGAUUGUCCAUGGAAGAAAUUCCAGCGUACGGUCCGAAGAAUGGUUAUCUGCCAAAAGAAGGACAUUGGGAGGCUGAAUCCAAGCUCUCCAAAUGGAGUAUAUGUGUAGCAUCAAACACUUGCUCGAGUCGAUUUGUGUCAUCAGUUUCGUGUUCAAACGCUUCUGUCUGCGAAUAAAUGUGUUUGUGUGUGUGAAAUAAUGCUGGAAAUGCAGCUUCAAAUAAAACUUUAAAUAAAGCUUGAUGCAUCUUUUAUGUAUUUGUUUGAACCUUAAAUAUUUGUUCACUGGCUA